CAUCAUAUAAAGUACCAAAGUGUUUCUAAGUGUGUGCAGCAGGUCCUGGAGUCAGAACCGGUCCAGAGUUCUGCAGCAGAACAUGCUCCUGCAGCUGAUUUUGCGCUUUCAGCAAGAAAAAGAAAUCCUUUAAUCGCUCCUAGAGGCGGCGCACAGUGCGCAUGCGUCAACAUUCACCCAGCAGGUAAACUCCACCAUGGCGGCGAGAGGCCAUGUGCAGGAUCCCAACGACAGGAGACUCAGGCCGAUAUACGAUUAUCUUGAUAAUGGCAACAAUAAGAUGGCGAUCCAGCAGGCGGACAAGCUGCUGAAGAAACACAAGGACCUGCACUGUGCCAAGGUCCUGAAGGCGAUCGGUCUGCAGAGGACCGGGAAGCAGGAUGAAGCGUUUUCUCUGGCGCAGGAAGUGGCCACGCUGGAGCCGACUGAUGACAACUCACUACAAGCUCUGACCAUCCUGUACAGAGAGAUGCAUCGUCCGGAGUUGGUGGCGAAGCUGUACGAGGCGGCGGUGAAGAAGGUUCCUCUCAGCGAGGAGUAUCACUCGCACCUCUUCAUGGCGUACGCUCGCGUCGGGGAGUACAAGAAGAUGCAGCAGGCGGGAAUGGCCUUGUAUAAAAUCGUCCCCAAGAACCCGUACUACUUCUGGUCCGUCAUGAGUCUGGUGAUGCAGGCCAUCUCAGCACAGGAUGAGAAACUGUCCCAGACCAUGUUCCUGCCGCUGGCUGAACGCAUGGUGGAGAAAAUGGUGAAGGAGGAGAAGAUUGAAGCUGAAGCGGAGGUGCAGCUGUAUUUUAUGAUCCUGGAGCGUUUGGGGAAAUGUGUCGAGGCUCUGGACGUGAUCCGAGGCCCGCUGGGAGAGAAGCUGACCAGUGAGCUGCAGAGCCGAGAGAACAAGUGUAUGAUGCUCUACCAGAGGCUACAGCGUUGGCCCGAGUGCAACGCUUUGGCCCACAAGCUGCUGCUCAAAAAUCCUGACGACUGGCAGUUUUAUCCUUCCUACUUCGACUCUCUGUUCCACCUGAUCGAUCAGUCGUGGAGCCCGCCGGAAGAAGGCGAACACUGUCCGGAGGGCGCCGUCCAUCACACUGUGGCUGAGGUGGUGAGGUUCGUGGAGGACAGAAUCAAAGGAGAGGACGACAAAGACUCUCGAGCGCUCAGAGGACCUUACUUAGCUCGGCUCGAGUUGAUUCACAGACUGAGAGAGCGAGGCUGUCCUGAAGAAUCCCAGCUAGGAGAGCCUUUAGAGCUGAUGGUGCAGUUCUUUGGGAAGUUUGGGGACAAACCGUGCUGCAUCACCGACCUAAAAAUAUACCUCCACCUGCUCUCUGCUGAUCAACACGUUCAGUUCGUUAACCGUCUGAGUGAAGCGGUUCCUCUGGGCGAGCAGGGCGACGAGGGAUUCGCGUUUCCAGACGACACCAAAGCGCUACAGAGGCAUUUGUGCGUGUGUCAGCUGAGCCGAGCGCUCGGGCUGCAUCACGCGCUCGACGUGGAGGGAAAGCUGCGGCUCAUCGCCGAGCUCAAAGCGCACUAUCGGCACGGACUGAAGUUUGGGACGAACGCUCUGAAGACGGAGCUGCAGUUCUCUGAUAUGUAUUGUCUCAUGGCAGCUCACGUAUACAUCGACUUGUGGACGGACACCGGGGACGAGGACAUGGUGUGGCAGUCGCUGGGCGUCCUGCAGGAGGGUUUGUCUCACAGUCCCUCCAACGCCCAGUUCAAGCUGCUGCUGCUGCUCCUCUACUGUCGCCUGGGAGCCUUCGAGCCUGUCGUGGAUCUUUAUUCCAGCCUGGACGCCAAGCACGUGCAGCACGACACCAUCGGGUUUCUGUUGACACGUUACGCGGAGUCGUUGGGUCAGUUCGCUGCAGCCUCCCAGUCCUGUAACUUCUCCCUCAGGUUUUUCCACUCGAACCAGAAAGAUACCUCAGAGUAUAUCAUCCAGGCGUAUAAGUACGGAGCAUUUGAGAAAAUCCCAGAGUUCAUUGCUCUCAGGAACAGGUUGAACCAAUCACUGCACUUUGCUCAGGUCCGUACUGAGAGGAUGCUGCUCGAUCUGUUCCUGGAGGCCGACAUUGUGUUGAGUCUGGAGGAGAGUGUGAAGGCCAUGUCUCUGUCUGCAGAGGAGGACGACAUCCCCUGGGACAACAUGAGGGACAACAGAGACCUGACUGUCUUCACCAGCUGGGACCCGAAAGACAGACAGUUAACUGAGGAUCACCGGCGUCGCUCUCUGGAGGAGGAGUCGGUGUGGCUGAGGUUGCGCUCCCUCACUCUUCGCCUCCUCGCCUCUCUGGCGGCGUUGGGACACUCGGCCUCGCAGCAGAACUCCGAGGUGACCAACGAGAACGGUGUCGGAGACAAGUCCUCCAUCCUCAGCAGCCUGCUGUCUCAACUCAACCAGACUCUGCAGACGGCCGUGCAGAUGGCAGAAAAACGCGUACAGUAUCCAUUCCUGGGACCCCCCUCCACCCGUCUGGCCCCGGCGCUGUCCAGUGGGAGCUGUCAGUGUCAGGCUGCAGCGCUCCAGCUGUCGGUCCACAUACAGGAGCUGGAGACUGUCGGACUCGACGAGCCGUCGGAGCUGCAGACUCAGAUCUGUAACGGUUUCCAGUCAUUAGUAGUUCAGCUUCAAGAAAUUCUGAAUAAAUGCAAAGGAGAUGUGUUGGAACUGAAAGAGGGCAAAUUAAAAACGCAGCCCUCCUUAUUAGAAAACUUAAUCUUCUUUGUGGAGACGGUGUGCAUAGUCUUCUGGAUGGCGAGUCACUGUGCCAAGAUCCUCCGACCACUGAAGACGAGUCUACAGAAAAAGAAGAAGAAGAAGAAAAAGGAUGCGAACACAGCGAUGCCGGCGGUGGUUUGUGGCUUCCAGGAGCUGACGGGGAGCUUGCAGGACCUGCUCGCCCAGGCUCUGGAGCAUAUAAAGGGGCAGGAGACAGGCCUGACAGCCCUUAAACUGGCCAGUUUAAGCUUGGACGGAUGCCCCGAGGAUGAAGCUUCGUUUAUGAAGGCUGCUAUGGACAAGGUGCAGAGCAGUUACCUGCGCUCUCUACAGGAGGUGGGAGAUCUGCUCAAGAAGAGAGCGGAAACUAUAAAGAACCUCAAGAUCUGAACACCAUCACACACACACCCACCCAAAUAAAGACGACUCUACCCCCCCCCAUCAUCAUCAUCAUCAUCAUCAUCAGCCCCUGAACGCCCCACACCGCCGUCUGUCAGCCCACCAGCCAACCCACGAGCCCGACAAACCCGGCUCGCCCCGGCUCGGCUCGACCCGCCCGCCUGCCGAGCACACAGUCGUUACUGACCUCCCCCCCUUUUUUUUUUUCUUCUUCCUGUAACCUGGAUUUUUUUGUUUUCUUCCUCUUCUUUCACCUUUCAGACACACAAACACACCUCUGGGACAUUUGCAACUCUUAUAGCACACGAGCUUGUAAGUAAAAAAACAAUAAAUCAUGACUUUAUACAGCAGUUAUAAGAAAACUAGGUGGGGAGGAAAAAACAAAAGAAAAGAAAAAGACGCGACUCCUUUUAAAUAUUAAAAAAAAACAACAAAAAAAAAUACAGAAAUAGAGCAAAUUAGGAGAAAAUGAAUACGCAAGCAGUUUUAGAUGAAAACUAAUCUAAUAAAUUAUUGUACAUAGAGAAAAAAAAAAAGAGCAACUACCGCUACAAUAUACGACACAAUAAACCACUAUUCUGUUCGUCAGUUAUGUUUCCUCUUUAUUCCUCACUUUGGUUUCCUUCUGGUGACACACACACACACACACACACACACACACACAGGACUGUUAACACUAAGGAGGAAACGUGCUGCUGUUCCAGCUGUUUCUCUGCGUCGAGCGGAAACGGGCACAAUUUUAUUAUUUUUUUUUGCAUUGAACUGAAGGAAGCGAGGACUGAAAGUUUCCCACUCAACUAUUAUUUUUCUCACUUUUCUUCCUUUUUGGUUUUUGUUUUUGCUUCGUGUACUCGUGUGUCGCUUUGGUACCGACAGUGGAGCCUCCUCUGUAGUCGCAGUAUUAUUAUUAUUAUUAUUAUUAUUAUUAUUAUUAUUAUAAUAAUGAGCAGCGGUGGGAUGGACGCCGCCGCUGUUCUUCUUCUUCUCCUUAUUUUUUUUAUUCCUAGUAGAAGUGUGGUGCUCGUGAACAUGUCUGCUGUGGAAUAAUCGGGUUGUUCCAGCACAAAAAGAAACAAACAUCAGGCAUGGAUCCAAUCGUCAGAAUCCUUUUUAAGACUGGACUGGUUUAUAGUGAUUGAAUGAACAUCUUAAAGGAGCAGUUCACCCCAGAAUCAAACAUGCAUAUAUAUAUUUUUUUUUUACUCCUGCCUGUAGAACUUUUAAUGCACCUGGAUGUUUUUUGGUGUGAGCUGCAGAGUUACUGAGAUGUCUGUCUGUCUCUUUCUAGAAAUCAUGACCCGGUUAUUUAAAAUAAUCCAGCCAUUGUGGUGAGCAGGAACUACUUUCCUUCCUAAUGAACAAAACCCACCGACUGUAUCACCGAGCAGAAGGAAGGAGUUGGAUGCAUGUUUCCUUCUGCGCGUUGAUAUGGAAAGAAAGUAGUUCCUACACGAAACUACUCACAAGAAGGUGUGUGGAUCAUCUUGAGUAACCUCUGCUAGCUGAGUUCAGAGGUGAAAUAUGUAUCUUUUUGUAUUUUGGGGUGGACUGUCCCUUUUAAAUAUGAAUAUCUACCAAAAACAGUGUUUUUCUCCUCGUUGCAUCAUUUCCUCUGACACUGCAGAGAAACAUCACCAUCACACAUUUCUCACGAGUAUCUAUUCACACAGAAGUGACGAAAGUACAAAAUCCAGUCUGCGUUUAGUCGUCGAGCAGGUUCUGACCCGAACACUGAGCGGGUUCUGUCCGUACAGCCAGAUAGAUUUUGAUGCAGCUCUGCAGAAUACAAUAAUCCGGGCUUGUGUGUGUGUGUGUGUGUGUGUCAGACGAACAUUGGACCUAAUUGUAAAUAAGCGUGGAGGCUCUGGUGUGAACGUGAGUGUGUUUUGUAGAAGCCGCUGCAGUCGAUACUCUGAGAUUUUCCGUGUGUUGAAUGUUUGUUUUUUUUGUUUUCUUGUUCGUUCCUGCUCAGCCGCCUCAAGUCUCAUGAACCAAAAGCGACUUCAUCAGCUUCAGCAUCUUCUCAGAUCACAGCAGACAGUGACGUAGUUUACAGACGUCACCGCGAGCGCUGAUGCAGGACGUGAGCAGUUUGACUUUUGUUUUUGUUUUGUUGUUGUUGUACUAUUUUAUUAAGAAUUCGGCAGAGCAAUGUGAACAUGUGAGUAACUGGUGAACCCUCCCUCUUCCUGUUAGUCUUGUAUACAAUCACACACACACACACACAUCUGCGAAUAAUAAAUGCCUUUUUCUUUUGUUUUGAACACUCGAGCCCGUCUGUCUGAGCGGAUCGGCGGCUGCAGAGAAGACGUUUGUGAUCAGACUUCAUGUGUUUGUUGUUGUUGUUGUUGUUGAGGUUCAGAAUAAUGGUCGACAAUCUGGAGCGUCAUCUCACCACCCUCUUUUGUUAGAAAAUGGAAAACAGAAACACUGGAAUGUCAAAGCUUUUUUUAAAUAAAAAAAGUAAAUGUGA
Molecule: messenger RNA, 5597 nt
Organism: Acanthopagrus latus (yellowfin seabream)
Lineage: Eukaryota; Metazoa; Chordata; Actinopteri; Spariformes; Sparidae
Gene: naa25
Product: N-alpha-acetyltransferase 25, NatB auxiliary subunit
Exons: 24
Coding region: 197-3115 (972 amino acids)
Biological process (GO): N-terminal peptidyl-methionine acetylation
Cellular component (GO): NatB complex; cytoplasm
Molecular function (GO): protein binding; protein-N-terminal amino-acid acetyltransferase activity
Source: RefSeq, a predicted model, not a curated record